This is a messenger RNA of Saccostrea echinata, 1332 nucleotides long. RefSeq names its product cilia- and flagella-associated protein 298-like. The coding region runs from base 103 to 975 and encodes 290 amino acids. Lineage: Eukaryota; Metazoa; Mollusca; Bivalvia; Ostreida; Ostreidae. The transcript is spliced from 8 exons. The record is from RefSeq and is a predicted model, not a curated record. Gene Ontology annotation, biological process: regulation of cilium movement.
CCGGUGUUAAAGCACUUGUUUCGAUUUGUUUGCUUUAGUUUUAGGCUUAGUUUGAGUCUUUGGAGAAAAACUAAAAGUUCAAGGAUUAAAAAGUGACAGAAGAUGGUGAAGUUACAUAUCAAGAAAGGUGACGAGAGCCAGUUUUUGUAUGAUACAACAGUAGAACAACCCAUUGAUGAGCUCUUGAAAGACAUCGUCGCUAUCCACAAUGGACGACUCAAAGUACAGAGAAUUUGUGCUGAAAUGGAAGAGCUGGCUAACCAUGGAAUUACACUGCCACCAAACAUGCAGGGUCUUACAGAAGAACAAGUGGAAGAAUUGAAACUGAAAGAUGAGUGGGCAGAGAAAUGUGUUCCUCAGGGUGGGGUCAGGGAAAACAAGGAUCCCAUUGGAAGACGCAAUGGUCAAGCUCCAAAUGAGAAAAUGGCUGAGAUGAUGAAGAAAACAGCAAAAGAAGCAAAAGAUAUGAUUUCAAAGAAAAAAGUAGAAGCCAAUGUUUAUGUAACACAAGCCACGGUGAAGGAGGCCCUGGACAUUCUGCAAGGUGCCGUCAUGAUUGUUUACCCCAUGAACUUACCCCCACAUGAAAAUGUGAGACUGGAACUGGAAAACAAUGAAGAUCUGACUGGUACUCAGGCUUCCAAUGAAGUUUUAGAGGAAGAGAAUACAUCAAUAUGGUUUUCAGGAAAAGAAAUGUUAAGAGGAAAACAGUUGAAAGAUUUCAUUGGUAAAAACGAGAAGACAAAAAUAGUUGCCAAAAUUCAGAAAAGAGGACUAGGAGCACCUGGGAGGGAACCUGUUGUGUCUGAAGAUGAACAGAAAAAGAUGAUGGCCUAUUACUACAAGAAACAGGAAGAGUUCAAGAAACUGGAGGCAGAGUCAGAGGACGCUUACUUAGAUUCACCAUGGGCAGACUCAAACCAGCUGAAACGUCAAUUUCACGGAAUGAACAACAUCAAAUGGGGGCCGCGGUAACCCCUAGCUAUUAUAUAGAGACAGAUUAAUUUAUAACAAUCCUGACAUUAUAAUCACAAAGUGUCCGUCCCAGCAUUUGAUGAGCAUUUUCAGACAGAUCCAAGCGAAAACACAAAGUGUUCUUCAUUUUGUUUGACUUCAUUGAAAUCAUACAAAGAUAUAUUAAGUCAUGUGCUAAAUAGGUUAUGUAAAAAAAAAAAAACCUCUUUCUUGCAGGACUAAGAGCUUAAAGUUUGGAAAAUGUCAAUUAGCCAUGCAUUUUUGGAAAUCAUUUUCAUUAUUUGUUCUAUAUCAUAGAGAUAUUUGUACUUGUUCUGUUUCACUGAUAUUUACAGACAAACAAAAAUGUGUGAUGCA